Molecule: messenger RNA, 1144 nt
Organism: Glycine soja
Lineage: Eukaryota; Viridiplantae; Streptophyta; Magnoliopsida; Fabales; Fabaceae
Exons: 3
Coding region: 263-769 (168 amino acids)
Source: RefSeq, a predicted model, not a curated record
AUUGUAACGCAAGGGUAGUUUGUUCAUUUCACAGAUCAUACAAUUACAAUCCAUGUAAUGCCAACCAGGAACCUAGAAAUUCUAUCAAUUGUCCUCUCUGGCUCCCACUUCCAAUCAUAGUGUUCAAAAAAGCUAUGUUUGUGUUACCUUAAAAAACCCUGUUAAAACCUCAAACACCAAACUUCUCACUCAAAAAGCUACUUCAUUAUCUUCCUUUCCUCCUUCACUAUCACUACUACUACUCAUUCUCAAGUCUCUCAACAUGUCUAUGCCACCGCACAGAUCUUUACAGGCCAUCUUUCUUGUCUUGUUUGUUGUUGUUCUUCUUCCUUUCUCAGUCUCAGUGGCAGCUUCAUAUUCUUCUAUUCAUGAGCUUCUCCGAAGCCAUGGCCUACCAGCAGGGCUGUUUCCAGAGGGUGUAAAGUCAUACAAUUUGGACCAAAGGGGUCGUUUGGAGGUAAACUUGGAUGGUCCUUGCAUGACCAAGUAUGAAACAAGAGUUUUGUUUGAAACUGUGGUUAGAGCAAACCUUAGUUUUGGUCAGCUCAAGGGGUUGGAGGGUCUGUCUCAGGAAGAGCUUUUCCUAUGGUUACCAGUGAAGGAUAUCAUUGUGAAUGAUCCAUCUUCAGGCCUUAUUCUCAUUGACAUUGGUCUUGCACAUAAACAGCUCUCUUUGUCUCUCUUUGAAGAUCCCCCAGUUUGUAGAUCCCAAGGUCUUUCACUUAAUAUUGGUGGAAGGAAAAGCAUUGGAUUUCAAGACCAGAGAUGAAAGAUUGCUUGUUUAUCUGAACAAAAAAACGGUUAUGGUAUGAGUGUCCAGGUUGGUGUUAACAUAUGCCUUUUUUGGGAGGGGUUGGAGGACACAAGAAGAUGAACUGACUUUAUAAUCUCCUUAGGAGAAAAGAAAGUACUCAAUUUUAGUGGCUAGUUUACAGUAUACUGAAUUUGCAUUAUCCAACUGUAACAGUAACAACUGACAUAUAGUUUUUGAUUUUUCUAUUACAUAAGCAAUCCUCUCAAAUCCUAGUGGUACCGUAAUCAUGACCCGACAAUAAAAUAACUAAUAGUCUAUUUCAACUUGCUCUGUAUGUCAUUGAUAAUAUCUUGCAACAAACUCUUGGUUUGAUCAAUUGCAAGUCUUUCA